Ilyonectria robusta is the source of this 3035-nucleotide messenger RNA. RefSeq lists its product as uncharacterized. Gene Ontology annotation, molecular function: protein binding; ATP binding; protein serine/threonine kinase activity. The coding region runs from base 78 to 2900 and encodes 940 amino acids. The transcript has 4 exons. NCBI's taxonomy places the organism in Eukaryota, Fungi, Ascomycota, Sordariomycetes, Hypocreales, Nectriaceae. Gene Ontology annotation, biological process: peptidyl-serine phosphorylation; peptidyl-threonine phosphorylation. The record is from RefSeq and is a predicted model, not a curated record.
ACUCCAGCUAGUCUUAUGGCUCUCCCUGCCAUUUCAUAGCCAUCCAACAUAUUGAAACUGUGUGUUUCUUUGCUGCCAUGUCGGGCGAUAUGCAAGAAGCCAGCUCUUCCCUGCCGGACUCCUGGUAUGCGGCAACCGACACCUACUCUCGGCCGCCUGGCGCCGCUGUUGCGUCGGAACCGCGAUGGGACUUCGUCGCUCUUGUCAGUGCCGUUUCCCAGGUCUACAGAAACGGCGAAUAUUUGGCCAUGAUGAAGCUCAACGGCGAGUCAUGGCUGCCACUGGGCCACGGCACUACGUUCCGCGUGAGCAGAUCUAACAUGAAGGUCACGACCGUCUCGGCCGGGGGCGUGGGCAAGGAAAUCGUUGCGACGCGGCUUGUUCUCAAACGCAACGAUGAGGAGGGCAAGCUCUCACACGGGCAGAUUCGCAGCUUCGUCAAGGAGAUCCGCGUGCUGGACCACAUGCGGCACCAUCCUUUCAUCGUCAGUCUUCGUGCAAUCGGCUGGUUUGACGAGUACUCCCCGGAACUCGACCGCUACUCCAAACCGGGAAUCAUUCUCGAAGAGGCAUCCGACACGCUGGACCGCAUCGUCGCCAACGAUAUCUCCCUCCCUUAUCCCGACCUGCUGCGAAUUUUUGGGCAGAUUACCGCCGGGCUCUGCGCACUGCAUCGAGCUGGUGUGGCCCAUGGCGAUCUAAAGCCCGGAAACAUUCUCCUCUUUACCGACUACGUUAACCGUGAUAAUACGCAAUUUGAAACGUAUUCUGUCAAGAUUUCCGACUUUGGAUCUGCCGUAUUCAGAGACGAGGGCAGUCUGAGGUAUUCGCCUGGAACGAACAGAUACACUGCUCCAGAAGUAGAGACGUACUGCGGGGAACCGUUGCAGUUUGAUCAGAUCCUACAUGCCGACACCUGGUCUUUGGGGAUACUCUUCGCCGUCGUCCUGUGUCGCUCUCGAAGGAUUUUGAAGGACGCUUCCGAGUGCCAAAAUGUGGCAUCACGCAUCCGUCUCUUCAUAUCCAGUGUUCAGCGUCAUCUCGAAAGCUCGGCGGCGGAUGGUUCUGAAACCGACGUGCUCUUGAAAGUGAUACGAAGCACGCUGAAGAAGCAGCCAUCUGCCCGUGAGCUGUCAACUGUGGAGGAGAAUCUUCGCCCAUUUGUCGACGUGGCCAUCACUGAAGCCCCUAAUCCCCUCCGAAUGCUUCCCGACAAGGAGCUUUAUCUGGGCUAUGAGAGCCUGAAGAGUCUAUCGGGGCCAUUCAAAGAUGACUUGGUGCGUGCUCUGCUCAAUGUCACACGGGAUGGCGAUCAUCGCGCACCCAAGGCACUAUGGGAACUAGGCAUCAUCUUCCUCACUCAUUUUGCAGAUCCCCAUCACACAGUUGACGACGGCCUUUGUUAUAUCCGCAAGUCUGCUGAGGCGGGAGACGUCCGCGCAAUGGCAUUGUGCUACCGUUUACACGAUGCGUUUGGCAGCCAUGCUCUGAGCAAAUCUCCGGAAACCCAGAGGAUGCAGUGGCUCCAAGAAGCAGCAGCCUGCAGACAUCAAAGCGCUGUUGAGGAGCUACGAGACUUGGAUUCCUCAGCUGCAAUCCGGGCUCAAGCAGCCUUCGCAGCUCGCUUCUACCAACCUACAGACGACAAUAGCGCGCCGGACCCAAGCCUGGGCACUGAAGCAUCAGGUGUUUCCGUCGACGGAAGCUUUCCCCUUCACAAAGCUGCCGCAAUGGGACUAGCAGAAGACCUCAAAUCACUUGUGAUAGCAUCAGGUGGCAACAUAGACCAGAAAGACAACGACGGAAAUACCCCUCUGAUAGCAGCGUGCCGUUUUGGUCAGCCUGAAAUAGCACUCAUUCUCUUGGACAAUGGCGCUGAUGCUGCUUUGCGCAAUGCAUUUGGAGAAAACGCCCUGCAUUAUGUUUGGUGCUUCAAUGCCGAAGACGGUGGCCGUCUAGCAAGACGACUGCUGGCAGAGGGAGCCAAAGCGGAUGACAUCUCGGAAAGGACAGCCUGGGCCAGCGAGCUGGAUAUCAGACCCGUCGUUCGAGGCACGCCACUGGAAAGGGCUGCCGCUCGAGGCCGUGACGACCUCGUCCUCAUCUUCCUAGAGUCCGGUCAAACUCUACGGCCGUCUAACGGGAGGCUCGCGAGGCAACUCUUGUUCUGGUCUCUGGCGUUACCAAACCCCACCUUGUUGGAGUUGAUCAUCACCGCCAUCGAUGCUAAUCGCGAGUAUUCCGACGAGAGCCUCUCAUCAGUGACAGAAGGGCGCUGGACGUUUAACGGCGAGCGCCGGAACCUCCUCGAUGCUGUGUGCAGCGGUUGGCUGUCUUACCGUCGCCAAUCUUACGAUAUUCCAAUGCGGCUCUGGCUCGCUGCGUGUCACGGCGCUCAAUGGAAGAGUGUUCAGUAUGAUGUGAUGCGUCGUUGGAUGCAAUUUGUGGCCAAGGAAGGCGGCUUGAUAGAGCUUAUGAUCGACCAAUCAGUCCAAUGGGCAUUUGACGAGUCUUUUCACGAUGCGUUCAUGGCGCUUCUGUGGCUGAAGGUUGAGUUGGGAGGGCCGUUGGAAUUCGACACCUGGGACCGUCACCGCCUCAUGUGGAAACCUCAACGAAACUUGAGAGUGAUUCGACCACAAGAGGCUCGACUAAUCGACUGCAUCUUUUACAACGCGAACCAAGGAGGCACUUUGGCCCACCAAGCUCUCAUGAAAGGCGAUAGAUACAUGUUUUGGAUCCUCGUCCACCGUUACUACGCCAAUCCUGCCCACCCAAUACCUCUCUUUGAACCAGACCCUCAGUAUCAUAUGCCACGGGUGCCAAGAAAUCUCCUCUAUCAGAUGAACGCCUAUGCCGCGCUUGUGUAUACCAAUCACCACGACCUUUGGUUUGGGUAAGUGAGCACAAACGGGGACUCGACCAUGAGAAAUAUCUAAUGUCGUUUUAGCCGAAAGUUGACCAGCCUCAAAGUGCCACUCAAUUGUCCAUGGGAUGAAAAUCCGUACAACAAUCCAACACUGCCAAUUAACGAC